Anthostomella pinea is the source of this 393-nucleotide messenger RNA. The record is from the annotation of a GenBank genome assembly. Lineage: Eukaryota; Fungi; Ascomycota; Sordariomycetes; Xylariales; Xylariaceae.
AUGACACCAGCCCAGGGAAACUUACGUGAGGCAUCAUUCAGACGCCUGUUUCCCGUGCAAGUUGCCCGGGCGUUGGCUGCACAAUUGGCGAUCGCUGUCUCCCUCGUUCACUCGCAAGGUAUCGUCCACGGAGACAUACAUUCUGGGAGCAUAUUAGUCAAACUUGACUCGACUCUCGACCAUCUGUCAGUCGACCAAUUCAGAGAGGAAUAUGGCAAGCCCGAGAUCGUGCCAAUUCGCCGUGUCGACGGCCAGCCACUCCCGCCUAAUGUUCCUUCUCAUGCUGUGAUGCCUUUGUAUCUCGGCAAGAAAGCCCAAGACUUCACUCUGGAUGACGCGCGCGGUCUAGUCCUCAGCGACUUUGGCGAGGCAUUUGCCCCUGGUACUGAAUAG